This is a messenger RNA of Striga hermonthica, 1995 nucleotides long. The record is from the annotation of a GenBank genome assembly. Lineage: Eukaryota; Viridiplantae; Streptophyta; Magnoliopsida; Lamiales; Orobanchaceae.
AUGGAUUUUCCUACUAACACACUCAAGCAAAACAAAGCCUUUUUCUCUCUUCUCCUCAGCUUAUCCUUCCUCUUCUUGAUCACAUUCUACUUCACUUCCAUUUUCCCUUCCUCAAACCACCCCAAAAUCAUCCUCCCCCUCAACCAAAACUGCGCCGCCAUCGAACAAUUCCCCGACCGGACCUCGAGAUGCGAUUUCGUUCGGUCCAAUUACGACUCGUGCCGAGGCAAGGCCUACCUGAACUACCUCGAUGUCUUCUACUGUGGGGCCCGCCAGCCGUUCGGCUACGCCGUGCUCGUGCUCUGGCUCGUUGUCCUGUUUUACGUGCUCGGGGACACGGCAUCGACCUACUUCUGCCCCUCAGUCACGGGCCUCUCUAGGGCCCUUCGCCUCUCCCCGGCCCUCGCCGGCACCACUCUCCUCCCCCUCGGAAACGGCGCCAACGACGUUUUCGCUGCUGUCGUCUCGUUCGCGCGCUCCGACGGCAGUUCGGCUGCCGUUGGACUCAAUGGCGUGCUCGGCGGUGCCCUCUUCAUCACGUGCUUUGUGGUCGGGCUCCUGAGCUUCGUCGCGCGGGCCCGGGUGGUUGAACGGGCCGGGUUCAUCCGGGACAUCCUGUUUCUCCUCUUCGCGCUCGGGUGCCUAUUCGCGAUUCUUGCGCUUGGCCGGGUCGGGCUAUGGGCCGCGCUCGGGUUCGUGUCAGUUUACGCCGCGUACAUUUUGGCGGUCUUCGGUAUGCAACUCCGUCGUAGUGGCGGCGGCGGAGGAGAACUCGUGGCGCCGUUGUUGGACGAGGAAAAAGGGCUCCUCGUGCCGGAAAAGUCACCUUUUCCUACGCUUUUCCCGCCACUUCCACUCUCCGUCCAACUCAUACACGCCAUACUCGAGUCUGUCACUGUGGGUAGACUGAACAAGAAGAAGGAGAAGGAGAUGUUGUGGGUGGAUAAGUAUCGUCCCAAAACCCUAGAAAAGGUUCUUGUACACGAAGAUAUAGCUCAAAAUCUCAAGAAAUUGGUGACAGAGCAAGAUUGUCCGCAUUUGCUGUUCUAUGGGCCGUCUGGCUCGGGUAAGAAAACCCUAAUAAUGGCCCUUCUCAGACAAAUUUAUGGUCCCAGCGCUGAUAAGGUGAAAGUGGAAAACAAGAACUGGAAAGUUGACGCUGGGAGUAGAACAAUUGAUGUAGAACUCACAACUUUGUCAAGCACGCACCAUGUUGAGCUGAGCCCUAGUGAUGCAGGAUUUCAAGACCGCUAUGUGGUUCAAGAGAUAAUCAAGGAAAUGGCAAAAAACCGACCGAUUGACACUAAGGGAAAGAAGGGAUUUAAAGUUCUGGUGCUGAAUGAGGUUGACAAACUCUCAAGGGAAGCCCAACACUCCCUCCGAAGGACAAUGGAGAAAUACAGUUCAUCUUGUCGACUCAUUCUAUGCUGCAACAGCUCCUCCAAAGUUACUGAAGCCAUUCGCUCUCGUUGUCUGAAUAUGAGAAUCAAUGCGCCAACAGAUGGAGAGAUUGUGAAGGUGUUGGAAUUCAUCGGGAAGAAAGAAGGGUUGCAACUUCCAUCUGGAUUUGCUGAUCGAAUUGCUCAGCAAUCUAAUCGGAGCCUGAGGAGGGCAAUAUUGUCACUUGAAGCUUGUCGCGUCCAACAGUACCCUUUCACUGCCAAUCAACCCAUACCCCCAAUGGAUUGGGAGGAAUAUGUUUCUGAAAUAGCAUCAAGUAUACUGAAGGAGCAGAGUCCUAAAAGGUUGUUUGAGGUGAGGGGAAAGGUUUAUGAGCUACUAGUCAAUUGCAUUCCUCCGGAAAUCAUUUUAAAGAGGCUGCUUUAUGAACUGUUGAAGAAGUUGGAUUCUGAGCUCAAGCAUGAGAUCUCUCAUUGGGCUGCAUAUUACGAACAUAGGUUACGCCUUGGGCAGAAAGCAAUAUUUCACCUCGAAGCAUUCGUAGCCAAAUUCAUGAGUGUCUACAAAGGAUUCCUCAUCGAGACAUUUGGCUGA